Sporisorium graminicola is the source of this 390-nucleotide messenger RNA. RefSeq lists its product as uncharacterized. Lineage: Eukaryota; Fungi; Basidiomycota; Ustilaginomycetes; Ustilaginales; Ustilaginaceae. The record is from RefSeq and is a predicted model, not a curated record. The transcript is spliced from 2 exons. Bases 1 to 390 code for a protein of 129 amino acids.
AUGUCGUCUUCCGGUUUCGACACAGGUCAAGGAUCCUACGACAAGGUGGCAGGCACCAAAGGCGGCGAGGGCCUUAACGUUGAUGCCGAGACCGCAGGCCGUACGAGCGGACCAGGAGAAGGAGUCGACGCCGGUGCUGGAGCCAGAGACCACAUUCCUGGCCAGGGUCUCGACGGCGGAGCGGGUGGCGAAGAUGUCGAGGCAGCCGCUGCUGGUACUGGCGAAGGCUUUGACGCUGGCGAGAGGGGAAGCAACCGCACCGGCGGAGGCGUCACUCUCAACGCGGGCAGGGAACACGAGUUCAACAGCGCCGACAGCGGCACGUUCUACGACGCAGAACGCUCGGUACAGAACUUUGCCGACAAGAUCAAGGACAAGAUCAAGUCCUGA